AUGGCGCAGGUUUCUGGUUAUCCUCCGAUCAUUAUCCUCAAAGAUGACGUGGACGCUUCACAAGGUAUCGGGCAGAUCAUAUCCAACAUCAACGCCUGCGAGCAGGUUGUAGAGGUGUUGCACAGCACACUGGGCCCGCGAGGCAUGGAUAAACUCAUCCAGGGGAGCGACGGCAAGGUCACUAUAUCGAAUGACGGCGCGACGAUCCUUCGAGUGCUCGAAGUUGUGCAUCCUGCGGCUCGUUUGCUAGCUGACAUCGCCAAGUCUCAAGACGAGGAAGUCGGUGACGGUACCACGUCGGUAGUGCUGCUGGCAGGCGAGCUGCUGCGUCAGGCGAAGGGCUUUCUCGAGGACGGCGUGCACCCACGCGUUAUCAUCUACGCUUAUCGCGAGGCACACCGCAUGAUCUCGGAGCGCUUGAAGCAGAUCGCGGUCGAUGUGAGCGGUCAACUGAAGGUCCUGCGCGCCGAUCCCGAACGCGUUUCCACAGAAGAACGUGAGGCCGCUCGCGCCCUGCUACAGCGCUGUGCGGGGACGGCGCUCAACAGCAAGCUCAUCGCGCAAUACCGUGAAUUUUUCGCAGGUAUAGCUGUUGAUGCAGUCCUCGCCCUGGAUGAUGAUCUGGACCUGGACAUGAUCGGCGUGAAAAAGGUCAAUGGUGGCAGUGUGACGGACUCGUGCCUCGUCGCGGGUGUCGGCUUCAAGAAGACGUUCAGCUAUGCCGGCUUUGAGCAGCAGCCGAAGAAGAUACAUCAACCCAAGAUUCUGCUGUUAAACUUAGAACUGGAACUCAAGUCCGAGAAGGAGAAUGCGGAGGUGCGGGUGCAAUCCGCUGCUGCUUACCAGCAAAUCGUGGACGCGGAGUGGAAUAUCAUCUACGAGAAACUUGAGAAAAUAGUGGCCACUGGAGCUCGUGUUGUGCUCUCCCGGCUGGCAAUUGGCGAUCUCGCGACGCAGUACUUCGCUGAUCGCGGAGUUUUCUGUGCUGGUCGUGUUCCCGAUGCCGAUCUGCAGCGGGUGGCGCGAGCGGUCGGUGCCCGCGUUCAGACCACUGUUCACGAUAUGCGAGUGGAAGAGGCUCUGGGUACCUGUGAGUGGUUCGAAGAGCGGCAGGUCGGAGCGGAGCGCUUUAACUUUUUCACUGGAUGCAAGGAGGCUCGGUCGGCCACCAUUUUACUCCGCGGCGGAUCCGAGCAAUUCCUCGAUGAAACCGAGCGUUCCCUACACGACGCCAUCAUGAUUGUCAGACGUACGCUCAAGUACCCCGAGCUGGUGGCUGGUGGCGGCGCUGUCGAAAUGGAGCUCAGCAAGUUUCUGCGGGAGCGAUCUAGGCAUAUCCAGGGCAAAGCGCAGCUCUUGCUCGCGGCUUACGGCAAAGCACUCGAGACCAUACCCCGCACACUCUGUGAGAAUGCUGGUUUUGACGCCACUGACCUCCUCAACAAACUACGGGCAAAACACGCGACCAGCGACGAGAAUCUCUGGUUCGGAGCAAACCUGGAAACCGGUGAACCGCAAGACUGCUGGCAGAACUAUGUCUGGGAACCGGUCCUGAUUCGUGCCAAUGCAUUUGCUUCGGCAACGGAGGCUGCAUGCACGAUUCUCAGCAUUGACGAAACCCUCAAAACGGAGACCAGUGAUAAGAACGACGCGAUUCGCUGA
Messenger RNA from Cyanidioschyzon merolae strain 10D, 1662 nucleotides. Its product is annotated as chaperonin containing TCP1, subunit 7. The record is from RefSeq and is a predicted model, not a curated record. The coding region runs from base 1 to 1662 and encodes 553 amino acids. Gene Ontology annotation, biological process: protein folding. Gene Ontology annotation, cellular component: chaperonin-containing T-complex. Gene Ontology annotation, molecular function: ATP hydrolysis activity; ATP-dependent protein folding chaperone; ATP binding. The transcript has a single exon. Lineage: Eukaryota; Rhodophyta; Bangiophyceae; Cyanidiales; Cyanidiaceae.